Molecule: messenger RNA, 2719 nt
Organism: Osmia lignaria (orchard mason bee)
Lineage: Eukaryota; Metazoa; Arthropoda; Insecta; Hymenoptera; Megachilidae
Source: RefSeq, a predicted model, not a curated record
GGGAGGUACUAAAAUUAGAGGAGCCCACGCUGGUUACAAGUCGCUUCUUGUAGCUUCCUUCGGACAUUUUCAAAUAGUCCUUUACGCCGAUAACACGCCCGUGUUUUCGCGACGUCUCGUUGUCAGUCGCGACUCGGCGCCGUGAUUCUGCCUUCGAUUCGAUCGGCUUUUACGAGUGACUUCCCCAACAGAGAGAGAUACGGUUGCCUCCUUGGAACCAAUUCAACGUCCAAGUGCCUCCAGUUUAUUCCAACUGGCAACAGACUUUCAAUAAUUCCUCCUUACCCUUCUAUUUUUAUUAUUCACAAUUAUCCGUUCGUCGAUGGGACACGACGAAAAAUUGACCGUACAUCAACCGAUUAUUCCAUCGAUAUCGAUCACCCUAAAACUCGUUCGUUUCAAGUGCCAUUGAAUAAUUUCACGUCCUCGAGUGGUGGUUUCCUUUGGUCGAUUCGAUCGUGCGGUUUUUCAUCAAGAUCGUUCGCGGACAGACAAUUUCAAGAUGAUAAUGUAUAAUCCUGUCUUCGAUAACAAACCGAUCCUGCAUCGUUGUCGAUUUCUUUAUCAAUGAGCUUCUUUCCGCGACUGACGCGAAAGAUUCUUUCCAUUAUCAAGAGCUUCGCGAGUGUCGAAUAUCGGUAUGUAUUUCGAUCGAUCUGUUAUCGAGCCAACGAUCCGCGCGCGUUUCUUCCUGGCCUUCUUGAUGCUUCUGUCGAGCAACAUCGAGUCAGCGGAAGGAAAUAUUUGUCGAUAUUUGCAGGGAGAAAAUGCGUGUGCACCAACAAGGUAUGCAAGGAAGCCGGAUUGGAUACGUGCAAGACGAGAUUCUCUUGUUACACGGAAUUGAUCCUGAAUGGGAAUCAGGAAUUUGGAAAGAACGCGACGAAAGGAUGCACAGAGGGUGCCACGCCAUUGUUGUGCGAGACAAAGUCCUGGGUCACGAGGUCGAAGCAAACGGACAACGUGGAUCGAUCGUCGACCGGCUGGAUCCGUAUGCCCUGGCAUAGAUUGAAGUGUUGCGACAGCCAUGACUACUGUAACGCCGAUCACCACGUGAACGUGUCCACGUGGAUCGACGACGAGGAGGGGCAGUUUACCGUGGAGCCCACCUUAGACCAUGCCGAUACUCUUAACGGAAUGUCGUCGAUUCAGUCCGAUCAAGAACCGAUCGCUGGAGGCCGGAAAUCAUCGGAUCAUUUUCUUCAGAGCCGAGUGAAACCUCUUCACGUGGCUGCGGUGGUAUUGGCGAUCGCUGCUCUGAUAUCGGUCCUAGCCGCUUGCUACGUUAUCACAAGGUUCCUGAAAACGAAUCCUUAUACCAUUACCAGCAUGGAAUAAUGGAGAUUCUUGUUCGAAGAUCGUCGAGAUUAAUACUCGAGGACUUUUCAUUUUCUUCCAUUCUCGGGCAACUUAAAUCAGGGUGAUGGACGUACGGUGGCCCGCUGGAUCCCAGGAAACGUGGGAUGCUACCGAUUUCAAGAGUCAUCGAAUGACGAAGCUCAACGAGGGACACUUUCGUGCAAACACCAACUCGUUGAAACCUUUUGUUUCGAACGACGUGACUAACGUCGGGCCCGGUGUCCGUUGUUCGAAUUCCGUCCAUUCGGUAAAGCGGCUCUGAAACCAGGUGCUUCGUUCGUUUUCAUGCAAUUAGUCAUCCUUGUCAGGGUGGAAGCGAAUAACUAUGGGAGUCGAAGGGACUACGUGUGAAUCGUGCUUGGACGCUAUCGAGGAGUCUCGUGCUGGACGUGAAGCGCGCGACAGGAAGUGAAAAUGUUGGACGAGAGAAGGAGGCGAGAAGAUUCGAUGCGACCGGACAGGAGAAUAAUAUCGACAACGUGGCCGCUUCUGGCAGAAGCGUGUUUUAUUUGGCAAAGAGUUAGCGAGCUGCACUUACCAGGGUUCGCUAUGGACCAGAUUGUCCUCGGCGGCAUGCCGAAGAUUCGGAAGAGGGCAACGAUGCAUUACUCCGGGUAAGAAAUAAGCAAAAAUAGGAGCAGCGCCGUGGCGCCAACGAGUUAAUAGUUAAUUGGCUAAUGCCCGUCUAAAAAUAAACCGAGUACCGUCGACUUUUGCGAUGGUUACGCUCCAAGUAUCGAACCAGACGUGCUUAGACCCCCUGAAAAGGAACACUCGGAACGGGGAUUAUGAUUCUCCGUUUGAUACAUACGCGUUAAACUUCAAGGAAACGAUCGUUUUCCGUAAAACUUAUGCCAUCUGGAUGGAUGUAACAAAGAGACCAACGCGAACGAUGGAAGAUUAUGUUGUCUGCGAGAGAAAUACGCGGAGGAGACUCUUUCCAAGGAAACCACUUGAAGCAGAGAAUUAACGGAGCGAAUUUAAUAAGCGUCUCGUCUCUUUUGCGUUGCGACAACUGGUUGGUCCCAGGUGGUGAUUUCUCUUCGUCGACGAUCGAUCCGGCUUGGGACGAAAAUAAGAGAUCUAUCGAGAAGCGAAAAGGGUCAUCGGGAAGAUCCUCGUAUGCAUAAUGCGACCGCCGAUCGAAAGGGAAGCCGAUUAGUGGACAAAGACCGACGAUUUAUCGCCUUUCAUCGCUUCUUUUCGUAAAUGAUUUUCAAUUGAACUCUAAUAUUUUUUAUUUUUUAUCCAAAGAUCGUUCGAUAAAUUUCAACAGAUAUAUGUAAGUUGUAUCAAUAAAUAAUGUUAGGUGAAUGUGUAAGUUAUGUUAAUAAAGCCUGUUGGAUCUGUAUUCGUAAAA